CACAAAGUUGAAGUUUCGCGGCUCGGCAUCAUUUCCUUUCACUUCCACGAGACUGUUUGCGGUUGCGGAUCCAAGGAAGCCAAUAAGCGGAAAAGACCCACUCCAAUCUACAGGACCCAAGGUUGCCCCAUAGUUGAUUGGAUAGAUAGGAAGUCAGAAGACUGUUACUUAUUUUAAAAAUGGUAUACAUCUCGUCCCUUAUUCCCCUGACAUUGGCGUUGACGGCCUCGUCCGUCAGUGCCUUUCUUUCGCCCAAAAUAUCGGUGGCUUCACCGACAAUUGCUACCGGUAGCAGAACAAGUGUUCUGAAGGCGUCACCCGAAGAUAAUGCUAGCAGCAAUAGUGAAGAGCCCUUGGACUGUUUGGUGAUUGGCGGUGGAAUUUCUGGUUCUACCUUGGCCCACAAUCUACAUGCCAACCAUGAUUUGAACAUUGUGUUGGCCGAGGCUCGAGACUAUUUGGGCGGCAACGUGAUUUCUCACGAGACAGACGAUGGAUUCAUCUGGGAGGAAGGACCCAACUCGUUUGCCACACAACCUUCCAUUGUGCGGAUAGCCUACGAAUUGGGAAUUGACGAUCAACUCGUCUUUGCCGAUGAAGCCUUGCCUCCUUGGGUCAAUCACAAUGGCAAACUACAUCCUCUUCCCAAGGGUCAAGGUGGCAAGGGACCCAAGGGACAGCUAGAACUCGUCUUUGGUCCCAACGGGGUCCUCAAGUUUGCUCUCGUGGGAGAUCUACUCAGUUGGCCAGGACGCAUCCGGGCCGGGAUUGGUGCCUUUUUGGGACAUGCUCCACCUCCCGAAGGCAAGGAAGAAACCAUUCGAGAAUGGGUCGAACGUAUCCUGGGAGAAGAAGUGUUUUUGAGGUGCAUUGAUCCCUUUGUAUCGGGAGUAUAUGCCGGAAAUCCAGAAACACUGAGUAUGACCGCUGCCCUACCCAAAAUUGCACGCAUCGAAAAGAUCUCGUAUAGCAUUGGCUGGAACAAAUGGGGUGCCAUCUUUUAUGGUGGUUUGAAGCGACAAGUCGAACUCACCAAGGAACGCAAAGCCGAUCCACCCGCUCCGGAGUGGCCCGAGUUCGAAUACGGCAAUCCAGGAUCCUUCAAGAAGGGUCUUUCCACUUUGCCCAAUGCCAUUAAAAAGGAGCUAGGAGACGUUGUGAAACUGCAGUGGAAACUCACCAAACUCGAAAAGAACAGCGAGACUGGUGAUUACAAGGCGACAUUUGAUACUCCCGAUGGAGAAAAAACAAUCGCGGCCAAGACAGUGGUCUCCACAGCUCCAGCGCAUUCCUUGAGGAAUGUCCUGGAUCCCGUCCUUCCAGGGGCUGCUUGUCUCUUUGACAAAGUUCGAGAGGAAAUUGAUCGAGUGGGAAUCUACCAUCCUCCCGUCUGCGCCGCGACAGUAGCCUACCCCAAGAGCUCCUUCAAGGAUGUGGAACUGCCCAAUGGCUUUGGAAAUCUGCAGGAUCUACCUGGCUUUGGAAGUUUGAAUCCACGUACCGAAGGCGUUCGAACCUUGGGUACUCUGUGGAGUUCGUCCCUCUUCCCUGGACGUGCCCCCAAGGACUACAACUUGCUGUUGAACUACAUUGGUGGCUCUCGCGACACGGCCUUGGCCGAUUUGUCCGAUGAAGAAAUCAUUGCCGAAGUUGACAAGGGAUGUCGUCAAGUGUUGCUCAAACCAGAUGCUCCGAAACCCAAAGUGCUGGGCCUCAAAAUUUGGCCCACGGCCAUUCCUCAAUACGAACUAGGACAUUCGGAUAUCAUUCAGGAAUUGGAGGCAGCGGAAAAGAAACAACCUGGCUUGUGGGUUUGCGGCAACUACCGCACAGGAGUGGCCUUUCCAGAUUGCGUGACAUUCGGAUAUGAACAAGCCAAGAAGGUCAAAUCCUUUUUGGAUGGCGACACGGAGGAAACAGAUGAUGAUGCUAGUAGUAUAGAAGAACCUCAAACGACGGGCAAGAGUGAGCCCAUGAAGCAACCAUUCUUUGCGACGGCGAAGGCCGAAGUUGAGGAGAAGAAACUGGUUAAUGUGUAAACAGUAAAACAGUGGAUUUGCUACG
Seminavis robusta is the source of this 2064-nucleotide messenger RNA. Lineage: Eukaryota; Bacillariophyta; Bacillariophyceae; Naviculales; Naviculaceae. The record is from the annotation of a GenBank genome assembly.